Molecule: messenger RNA, 1770 nt
Organism: Prunus mume (Japanese apricot)
Lineage: Eukaryota; Viridiplantae; Streptophyta; Magnoliopsida; Rosales; Rosaceae
Gene: ATSTE24
Product: Peptidase family M48 family protein
Biological process (GO): CAAX-box protein processing
Molecular function (GO): metalloendopeptidase activity
Source: RefSeq, a predicted model, not a curated record
AAAAUCGAGUCGGGUAGAAGAGGAUCCGGUUCGUUUGCUUCUAUUUAUUCGUACGAAACACGACUUCAACUCGUCAAAACCUUUCUCUCUGCACCGUCUUACUCAGCCAUGGCGUUCCCCUUUUUGGAAGCUGUUAUCGGUUUUAUGAUAUUAAUGUACAUCUUUGAAACUUAUUUGGAUUUGCGCCAACAUACUGCUCUCAAACUUCCAACCCUUCCUAAAACUUUGGAAGGAGUAAUCAGCCAGGAAAAAUUUGAGAAAUCACGAGCCUACAGUCUUGAUAAAAGCCACUUCCAUUUUAUUCAUGAGUUUGUGACAAUACUGAUGGACUCGGCAAUUUUGUUCUUUCGGGUGUUGCCUUGGUUUUGGAAGAGAUCAGGAGACUUUGUGACUUUGGCUGGCCUUAAUGCCGAAAAUGAGAUACUGCAUACACUUGCAUUCUUAGGUGGUGUUAUGAUUUGGUCACAGAUCACUGAUUUGCCAUUCUCUCUGUACUCCACAUUUGUGGUUGAGGCUCGUCAUGGUUUUAAUAAGCAAACAAUAUGGUUAUUCUUCAGAGACAUGGUUAAAGGAAUCUGCCUUGCUGUUAUUCUUGGCCCACCUAUUGUGUCUGCAAUCAUUGUAAUUGUACAGAAAGGAGGUGCUUACCUGGCCAUCUAUCUAUGGGCAUUCAUGUUUGUUCUCUCUCUUGUGAUGAUGACGCUCUACCCUGUUCUAAUAGCUCCACUCUUUAACAAGUUCACACCUCUUCCAGAGGGUGAGCUCAGGCAGAAAAUUGAGAAACUUGCUUCUUCUCUGAAGUUUCCAUUGAAGAAGUUGUUUGUCGUUGAUGGAUCUACAAGGUCAAGUCACAGCAAUGCCUACAUGUAUGGAUUUUUUAAGAACAAGAGAAUCGUCCUCUACGAUACAUUAAUUCAACAGUGCAAAGAUGAUGAGGAAAUUGUAGCUGUUAUAGCUCAUGAGCUAGGCCAUUGGAAGCUUAAUCACACAAUGUAUUCAUUUAUUGCUGUGCAGAUCCUUACAUUUUUACAGUUUGGGGGAUAUACUCUUGUGAGAAACUCAAGUAGUCUGUUUCAAAGUUUUGGGUUUGAUACCCAGCCAGUAAUCAUUGGACUUAUCAUAUUUCAGCACACCAUAAUACCUCUCCAGCACCUAGUAAACUUUGCUCUUAACCUUGUGAGCCGAUCAUUUGAAUUUCAGGCUGAUGCUUUUGCUAAGAGGCUUGGUUAUGCCUCUGCACUUCGAGCUGGUCUUGUUAAACUACAGGAAGAGAAUUUGUCAGCCAUGAACACUGAUCCUUGGUACUCGGCAUAUCACUAUUCUCAUCCCCCACUUGUCGAAAGGUUGGAUGCAAUCGAUAAACCGGACAAGAAAGCAGACUGAUGUGGGAAACCUUAUGGAUGAUGAACACGGAUCCAAUUCAUCAAUCUCAGUUGACAAAGAGCACUGUCCUCGUGAUUGUUGACGGCUGUUUUGUUUACUUUAUUCGUUUAAACUCAUUGUGUAUCCACAUAUCCGUAGCUCAAGUACUCUACCGUUUUUACUUACUAGAACAGGAUGGGGUUUACAGUGAAUCAGUGAUGGGGGAGAAGAAUGAACGAAUAUAGAAGUGAACCAGAAACAAUCGAAUCUUGUUACAUGUAUAAUGUUCGCAUGACCUAACAGUUAGAACAGCUCUUAUAGCAGUUGCUUUCUGCCCUGUUGUAUCUUGAUAUUUUAUUUUCCUAGAAAUUGCACGAUAGUAUUUGUUAAGCAUGUGUUGGAUUGGAA